Molecule: messenger RNA, 2223 nt
Organism: Limulus polyphemus (Atlantic horseshoe crab)
Lineage: Eukaryota; Metazoa; Arthropoda; Merostomata; Xiphosura; Limulidae
Product: cadherin-23-like
Exons: 11
Coding region: 40-1512 (490 amino acids)
Biological process (GO): homophilic cell-cell adhesion
Cellular component (GO): plasma membrane; cell-cell junction
Molecular function (GO): calcium ion binding
Source: RefSeq, a predicted model, not a curated record
CUUAUUUUAAGACUUCAAAUUUAUUGAGCAGGUGGUGACAUGGAGUAUUUUAUGCUGGAUAAAAUUACAAGAGAGUUAACACUGGAAAAGAAACUGGACAGAGAAAAAAUAGCUUUUCAUAAUGUAGUAGUGAAAGCACAAGAAACUUGUUCACAAGAGCCUGAAGCAGUUGCUGAGUUUAAUAGAGAUGAUCUAACAACUAUUAAUAUCACAGUUGAUGUUAUUGACAUCAAUGACAAUCCUCCGACGUUUACGGAACAAAGAUUUACAGGUGGAGUUAAAGUAACUGACAAGUACCAGAAACGUGUGGUACGAGUGCUGGCUAGUGAUCCAGAUGAAGGAGAAAAUGCUGUUGUCUACUACAAGUUGAUUGGUGACUUCAAGGUGAAAAAAGAUGAAAACAUUGAACACAUUGAGACACCUUUCUAUGUGAAUAAUGUAUCGGGAGAGGUCAUCCUUAACUUCUACCCUAAAAGUGACAUGAAGGGGCAUUUUGAUUUUGAUGUCAUGGCAUAUGACAAGGAUAAUUUAAACAGCAGUACUCAAGUUUUGAUCUAUCUACUGAGAGAAGAUCAACAAAUACAUUUAACACUCAAGAUAAAGGUGGAUGAUCUAUCAGAAGAGAAGAGAAUGAAGCUUAAAAGACUACUGGAGAGUGUAAUAUCUGAGAUAGUUAUCAUCGAUGAUUACAGAGCUUACACUGGUGAUGACAACCGAUACAACCCUCAAGAUUAUACAGACGUUUUGUUUCACGUUGUACAGAAGGAUGACAACUCUGUAAUGGAGGCAGAAGAAGCACUCAAAUUAAUUGACAAAUACUGGGGAAAUAUUCUUGAAAAUACUGUAAAUGACUUUUACAUUGUUGGAGCACAAAAAAUUAAAGAUGAUGACAUUUCUGAUUCGUGGGAAAAACAACUGAAAUUUAUUCUAUUUGGGGUUUCAUCUGGCCUCCUGUUAGCUCUCAUUAUCAUGUCCAUGGCUUUCUGCCUCAGAAUAGCUUCCCUCACAAGGAAACUAAGGGCUGCGACUGCCACAUCUUUUGGAUCUCAAGAUUCAGGCCUCAACCGGAUUGGUGUCAACGAUCUCCCAAAUACAAACAAGCAUGCUGUGGAAGGCUCUAACCCUAUGUGGAAUUGUCAGACAGAACUAAAGAAUCAAGAAGAUGCUUAUAGUGUGGAUGGAUCUGAGAACUCCCUGGACUUGAAGGACUAUGGUGGAUAUUCAGAUUUUACUUUUGUAAAUAAUUUAUCUGAUCCAGAUAUUUCCAUACCUCAGAACAUUAGAGUACAGCCUCCACUCGCAUCAGACAAGGAGAUGGAGGCAUUGGGAAUUCAAAACGAGAGUUCUCCACCACCACUGGUCUCACAACAGAACACGUUUAACACUCUGAAGAACAUGGAGAAUCAGUGGAGGCGCCGCUUAACCCAGGGAGCAGUUCAACCUCCUCCUCCUUAUGAACCAAACAGGAGAAGGAGCACAUUCAUUCCUUCCCAACCUUCUUCUGAGCUCUGAUUUCUUGAGAUCUGAAGAAUAAUGCAUCCUUAAUUUGAAUAAUGUUAAAUACCUGAGUUGUUAUCAAUAUCCUAAUUUUUCAUCAAAUAUUUGGUUUUGUUGUAUAAGGUUGUAGAGUUCAGUUUCCAUCAUUGGUACAUUUAAUUUUUUUAGUUAAAUAUCAAACUCAAAUCUUUAUUCCUCUUCAUUAUUAUCAAACUUGAUUAAUUGUGGAUUUCUCUUAUUUAGCUGAUACUGAUGAAAAGUAACAUAAUUAGUUGUGGAAGGUUCUGAUAAUUAUAAAUUUAAAAUACUUAUUUUAAGGGUCCAUGAUCGACAUGGGUCCAGGAGCAGCUUCCCAAUGUAUUGCUAUGCAUCUAGUCACUGAACAGCUACUGAAUAUAUGACUGAACAAGGUUUUAGAAAUGGAGGUGUAAAGCUAUUUCUGAAAACAGGCUGAAGCACUCAUACUAGGAAGUAAUAUCCGUAGAGAUAAUGAGUUAAAUCAGAAUAAUUAAUAAUGUUUAUAAAAUAUACCAUCCCUAAAAGGUUAUUUAAAUAUUCCAGCCUCCAUUUUUCAUAUCAGAAAUAAAUUGAAUUUUUAAUUUUAUAUAGAAAAUUCCAAUGUUAGUAGUGAAGUUUCUAUAAUUAAGUCUGAAUCUCUUGGUUAAGUGGUUAGAAAUUCGAUGUGGUUUUUCUGUAUAUGAAAUGUACAACAUAUAGUCUUUAAUA